Messenger RNA from Cyclopterus lumpus (lumpfish), 4233 nucleotides. RefSeq names its product zinc finger protein 653 (gene znf653). NCBI's taxonomy places the organism in Eukaryota, Metazoa, Chordata, Actinopteri, Perciformes, Cyclopteridae. The transcript is spliced from 10 exons. Gene Ontology annotation, cellular component: nucleus. The coding region runs from base 20 to 1993 and encodes 657 amino acids. Gene Ontology annotation, molecular function: transcription coregulator activity. Gene Ontology annotation, biological process: regulation of transcription by RNA polymerase II. The record is from RefSeq and is a predicted model, not a curated record.
ACAACUUUCAGCUGUCAAGAUGGCGCACAGCCUGGCGGAGUUGGACGUUCCCUUGGACGCUGACCACGCCAGGGACCAGGAGAAAGGUGGGCUGAGGCGCUGCAGGGGACGACCCCGGCUCACGGACUCCGACCGAGCACAGAGGCGACUUGAAUCCCGAAAGAAGUACGACGUGAGGAGGGUGUACCUGGGAGAGUCGCACAAGCUGUGGAGUGAGCUCCGCAGGAGGACCAGCCUGAGUGAUGCCGGACUGGCAGAGUACUUGGUCGUUCUCAACACCACCUAUGGAGAAAAGUACCAGCAGAAGUACUGCGGGAAGAAGACUGCUCCAGAAGUCUCGCUGGAAGAGAAACAAGGCAGGAAGGAGCGCGUGUCCAGCCUCCAGAGCCUGGUGUGCUGGUAUCAGGAGCACUCCCGCUCCUGCCCUCACGAGCCUCAGCUCGGUGCCCUGCAGCCCCGGCCCAACGCGUCCACCGCGGCGGUCUGGCGAUGUGACUCGGACCACUCGUUCGUGCAGUACCUUUUCUCGCCGCAGAGGGAGGCGAGUGACUCCGAGCACGAGGAGGGCGUGACCGGAGAGGGCGAUGAUGACGACGAGAGCGUGGCGAAAACGGACGCGCCCGUGGUCAAAUGUGUCGGCAGGAGGAGGAGAAGGGAGGCUCACAAACAUUUCAGAGAUGUGGGCGAAAAUGCAAAUGUUUCUGAGGUGCAAUGUGCAACCCUGAGUCCGGUAGAACAGGCUGCAGCUCUAGACCUCCAUGCCGGUAUGGAGGCCUCCUCCCUGGAUGAUCCAAUGACCGGACAGCCCGUCUGGGAGAUGGAUAUGGUCAUAGAGCGACAGCAAGACUCCCCAGCAGCAGCCUUUCACUCCAUCCCCUCGGAGGAGGAAGAGGAGGAAGAGGGGGAGGAGGACCUGGAGGAGCCUGAGGAUCUGCAGCAAGGCAGAGAUGGAGAUGGAGAAGGAGAGGUUGGGGCCGCGGCGCCUGGAUACGAGUGCGUUACCUUGGCGGCGUCCCUCGCUGAUAGACUGGGGAAGGCGGACGAGGACUCGGUGCUGUCGCAGAGCUUGAGCAGUUCAGCCGGACUGGGAGCUCAGCCGGAGUCGCCUAUCACGCCGCCCAUGCAGGUGGAGGAGCAGAGCGAGCUGUUUGACCCUCACACCCUGCAGACGGUGGUGACCAGCUGCGAGAUCCCUGACCAGAGGACCAAUUUGGAAGGCUCACAGUUAAUUAUCAUCACUGGUCCCAGCUACGAGGCCCUGGCAUCAGAGGGAAUCCAGCUCAAUAUGGGCGGCACAAACGUGGAAGAAGUCACCUGCACCGUCAUCGGGGGCGUCACCUACAAGCAAGUGUCUGAGUCGAAGCUCAGAGCGGCAGAGGACGAGGACUCCAUGACAGGUUUGAGCGACAAACAGCUGCUGCAGCCCAUCGAUGACGCUCUGGAGCUGAGUAGCGACAGAGAGCUGCAGCGGAGUCUGAGCGGUGUCCGGUCAAAGAGAAACAGGCGCGGCCCAGUCAUUGAGGCGGACGGGAUGCUCAAGAUGUUCCACUGUCCGUACGAGGGCUGCAGUCAAGUCUACGUAGCCAUUAGCAGCUUUCAGAAUCACGUCAACCUGGUUCACAGGAAAGGGAGGACCAAGGUCUGCCCCCAUCCGGGCUGUGGGAAGAAGUUCUACCUGUCCAACCACCUGCAUCGCCACAUGAUCAUCCACUCAGGGGUCCGAGAUUUCAUCUGCGAGACGUGCGGAAAGUCCUUCAAGCGUAAGAAUCACCUGGAGGUCCACCGGCGGACCCACACCGGAGAAACACCACUCCAAUGUGAGAUCUGUGGCUACCAGUGUCGCCAGCGGGCGUCGCUGAACUGGCACAUGAAGAAGCACACAUCGGAGGCCCACUAUAACUUCACCUGCGAGUUCUGCGAGAAGCGGUUCGAGAAGCUGGACAGUGUAAAGUUCCACAAGCUCAAGAGCCACCCGGACAAGCAGGCCCCCUGAGGUGUCCGGGCACGCGGUAGAUAGGAGCUAAACGCCAGCGUGACGGCUACCCGGGAAACCAAAGGAAGACUUCCGGUGAAGAGACAGACUUUCCCUCACCGUGCUCGUCUGGCCUCUCGUGUCCAGGAGGAUAUGGACAUCGCUCGUGAACACACACGUAGCAGAUGAAGAGGGCCAGUCUGACCGCCGGACACAAGCCGUUUCAGAGUACACGGCCCCAAACGUGGGUUUAAGACGUAUGUGGUACGGGUGAGGAACCGGCUUAAUCCACUGUUGAUUAAGUGUACCGUUUGCGAAACUCCUGACCCCCGAACUGCUCAUAGCCUAAGAACAAUAAAGGCACAGCAGUUCGGUCAAACUUUGGAUUUCUCCUAAGUUUGAAGUGGUGUGGAUGGCUCAAGUAAGAGAUGCAUACAUCCUCAAUGUAUGAAGAGCCUGGAACAUUAGCAUGGCCAACUAACUAGCUCACGACUUACAAUAGUAAUUAUUAUUAUUAUUAUUAGUUAUUCCUUUCAAUGGCAGCUGUGUUUCACUACAUUAUGUUAUGGUGUUAAAAGUUACAUUUAGAAAAGAAAAAGCUCUGUUCACAACCAGCUGUGUAGUAACGCGGGGGGCUAGUCCAGGAUGCUAUAUCAGAGUUAGGCUAACCUUAGUCAGAAGGUCAAGCUAAACUUGUUUUCCGAGUUGGUGCUACAUUCAGCAAACACAUUGGCCUUUUUCCCUUUGUGAACCAGAUCAAACUCAAAUUAUCAAUACAAAUACAGCAUAAAACGAGCUGCGUGUCUGAGUGUGCUGGAUUAGCAGUUAACAUUUAGCAUGAUUACAUUGGAACAAGCUAACGGUCUUGCGCGUACAUUUUUUCCUUAUCGUACUUCUAAAUACUAUGAAUAGCAAGUUAUUGCUGAUACUUUAUUUCCACGUCUUUUAUGUGGAUCGUCGGCCAGUUCGGGUGCCAGUUUUUUGCUCGAGACAUGUAGUUUGUCUCGGUCUGUUCACGUCUGUGACCAUCAAGGUCAUGUGACCCACUCAGUUUGAAACAUUAAAACGUUUUUGUCAGCCAACCUAUGUCUCAAAAAACAAAUGUGUCAAUGACAGCUAUCAUUUUAGAGGAGGGAGGGGCGCUUAACAAACAGGGCACAUGUAAGGGGAUACUUAUUUGAUAUUAAAUCAGUUAAAAAAUGCAAAAUACUGGUAUGGUACAUUUAAUAAUGAAGUAUGAGCUGAAUAUGAUGGCUUGGUCUUUUAAUGCACCACCAACAAAGAGUAUAGGUGACAUACCUGUGUGGUGGGUAAAUAUGAGCCACAUGAAAUUGUACUUGAAGUUAUGCACGUGAAAUGGACACCAUUGAGGUUUUAGUGCGUUGCUCUGCUCUGCCCGUACGGAUGCAAGUGGAGGUUCUUCAAUUUCAGUCAUUGGACAGAUUGAGUGUGGACCCAGGACCGCAGUGUUCCUCCUACAGUUACAUGGCCCUCAUCUGUGUUUCCCCCAUCCCAACGUCCUGACUCACAGGAUCUGAUGAGAAAUCCUGUGAGUUAAAAGUGACCCCCCUCCCCACCACCAAGUCCUCUUCUUGUGUUCUCUGUCCUCUUUUAGUUUCUAAGCAAAUGCACUUUUUGCCCUUCGGUCGUUUUUUGUGAACUGAUGAAUCACUCCCGAUAUGUGAGUAUGAGUUGUGUUUGUCCUGAAAGAUAUUGGUUUGACACAAGUGGUUAAUAAUAUGCAGCGUUGGUUCUUGUGUAACAUGCUCAAAGUGUGUGUGUGUGUGUGUGUGUGUGUGUGUGUGGGCGUGUGCAUGAAUAGCAAGAUGUGGCAUGAAUAGCACAAGUAUCACAACACUUCGUCAUAAAAUGACAGCUUCUUUCAGUCAGCCGAGUGUCGGACAUGCAAAAUGUUUUCUGGAUUCUUUGCAUGUUGAUAUGAGUUGAAGCAGGAACGAUGGGGAGUCAUUUGAAUGGUGGCCAUGUUUAUUGGUAUAAAAUUGAUUUUUAGUUAUUUGAGUAUGUGAGGAUGUAUUAUUUUUUAUUGGUUCCCUUUAUACGGGCCCGUUCCAUAUAUUCUUUGCACUCGGUCAUGUGGCGUCACCAAAUAACGACUUGUCGUCAGUAUUCUUCUGCUGUAAAUCAUUCUUCCUUCUCUGGCAGUUGAGUUGGUAAUUGCCGCCUUUCACUCUCUCUGUUCUUGUUCAUCUUUGUUUAAAAAUGAUUCAGAUGAAGUGAAUGUCACACUGACCUGUCGAAAA